Molecule: messenger RNA, 968 nt
Organism: Alnus glutinosa
Lineage: Eukaryota; Viridiplantae; Streptophyta; Magnoliopsida; Fagales; Betulaceae
Product: protein C2-DOMAIN ABA-RELATED 4-like
Exons: 3
Coding region: 161-658 (165 amino acids)
Source: RefSeq, a predicted model, not a curated record
UGGGUUAAGCUUUGAUGGCACCGGACUUUAUCGACUACUUUACUAGUCUGAUCAAGAAAAAGGUCCCAUAGCCCUUAUUAGCCCUCAGCCCUCAGCCGAACAAGUCGUUAGCAUUCCUUACUACGUACGUUGUGUGAAUCUCGGCAUUCAUUUGUCUGAGAUGGAGAACCUGAUCGGUUUGCUUAGAAUUCAUAUCCAGAAAGGGGUGAACCUUGCAGUCAGGGAUGUCAGAAGCAGUGACCCUUAUGUUAUUGUCAAAAUGGGCAGGCAGAAGCUGAAGACUCGUGUAGUGAAGAAGAACAUCAAUCCGGAGUGGAAUGAAGAUCUGACUCUUUCUAUUGCAGAUCCAAUUGUUCCUAUCAAGCUGUUUGUGUACGACAAAGAUACAUUCAGUCUCGAUGAUAAAAUGGGGGAUGCUGAGUUUGAGAUUGGUCCAUUUCUUGAAGCCUUAAGGGCCCGCUUGGAAGGCCUUCCAAAUGGAACCAUAAUCACCAAAGUACAACCGGACCGGCAAAACUGUCUUGCUGAAGAGAGUUGCAUUAUCUGGACGGACGGCGGAGUAGUUCAAAAUAUGGUUCUUAGGCUGCGAAACGUGGAGUGUGGUGAGGUGGAACUCCAGUUGCAGUGGAUUGACAUUCCUGGUUCCCGGGGUUUGUAGAUCACGUCUGCUCUCUAUUAAGAUGUUGUUUUAGAGCAAUUCUCAGCAAAUAGGUAUUUUCAUGGUAUCGUUCUGGUAGAGUAGUCACAGUUGGUCGUCUCUUGUUACCCUUUUAAAUAGAUAAAAAAAAAAAAAGAAAAAAAAAAAGAAAAAAGUUAUUUUAGUUUGUACAGUGUGCGAGAAUCCUUGUAAUAGAAUGAAAAUGACUGUGAGCAUCUCUAGCAACUUGUCUAAAACCUUUAUAUUGUGUAUAUUUAGUUAAUAUGAGUAAAAAAUUACGUUCAACAAAGUGUUUUCCUAUUAUCUAAAA